AUGACAACAGUCGCCUCCGGCUUCCUCUCUUUCUCUCCGGCGAUACAUCCGGCAAAAUCACGACGGCCAUUUCUAAAUCGAUCCGCUUCACUUCCCGUGGUUUCAGCAUCGUUAACCCAAAUCGAAGCAGACACAACAACAAUAGCAACAACAGCAAGAAGCAUCUAUUCAAGUAUUGUCGUCUCAGAAAAACCAAUUUGGUCCGAGUUCUUACAUAACGUCUCUCUAGUAGCAGAUCUGGAUCCAGGAACCGCGAAGCUUGCAAUUGGAAUCUUAGGUCCUGCAUUUUCAGCUUUUGGGUUUCUCUUCAUCGUGAGAAUCGUUAUGUCUUGGUACCCGAAACUUCCUGUUGACAAGUUUCCUUACGUUUUGGCUUACGCUCCGACCGAACCAAUCCUUGUUCAGACGAGGAAAGUGAUUCCGCCACUCGCAGGUGUCGAUGUGACUCCAGUUGUUUGGUUCGGUCUUGUGAGUUUCCUUAGUGAGAUUUUGGUUGGUCCUCAGGGACUUCUUGUUCUUGUUUCUCAGCAACAAGUUAGCUAG
Messenger RNA from Microthlaspi erraticum, 543 nucleotides. The record is from the annotation of a GenBank genome assembly. Lineage: Eukaryota; Viridiplantae; Streptophyta; Magnoliopsida; Brassicales; Brassicaceae.